AUGGCGAAGUGGUACAGUUCGGUGGUUGCAACAGCUACAACAAGCAAGUGCAUUGAAUGGAUGGGUGGCGUCGGAUAUACGAAACACUUCACUGUUGAAAAAUAUUACCGCGACUGCAAAAUUGGAACAAUUUACGAAGGAACAUCGAAUAUCCAAUUGUCGACGAUCGCUAAAAUGAUCGACCGUGAAUACAAACACUCAUAG
Gongylonema pulchrum is the source of this 204-nucleotide messenger RNA. The record is from the annotation of a GenBank genome assembly. Lineage: Eukaryota; Metazoa; Nematoda; Chromadorea; Rhabditida; Gongylonematidae.